Molecule: messenger RNA, 2670 nt
Organism: Closterium sp. Naga37s-1
Lineage: Eukaryota; Viridiplantae; Streptophyta; Zygnematophyceae; Desmidiales; Closteriaceae
Source: the annotation of a GenBank genome assembly
AUGGGAGACACGGAUGGGCAGGAGGGGCAGGUGGAGCGAGGGGGACUGCUGUGGCAGGAGGGGGAGGGCUGUGCAUGCAUUGGCCUCUUGGCCUCACCCAGACCUUCCGCUCACUCCCACCACCAUCUCACUCCCAUCACCAUUUCCCUCCCACCACCAUCUCACUCUCACCACCGUCUCACUCCCACCACCGUCUCACUCCCACCACCAUCUCACUCCCAUCCCCCACUCACUCCCACUGCCAUCUCACUCCCAUCCCCCACUCACUCCCACUGCCAUCUCACUCUUAUCCCCCACUCACUCCCACUGCCAUCUCACUCCCAUCCCCCACCCACUCCCACUGCCAUCUCACUCCCAUCCCCCACUCACUCCCACUGCCAUCUCACUCCCAUCCCCCAUUCACUCCCACUGCCAUCUCACUCCCAUCCCCCACUCACUCCCACUGCCAUCUCACUCCCAUCCCCCACUCACUCCCACUGCCAUCUCACUCCCAUCCCCCACUCACUCCCACUGCCAUCUCACUCCCAUCCCCCACCCACUCCCACUGCCAUCUCACUCCCAUCCCCCACUCACUCCCACUGCCAUCUCACUCCCAUCCCCCACUCACUCCCACUGCCAUCUCACUCCCAUCCCCAACUCACUCCCACUGCCAUCUCACUCCCAUCCCCCACUCACUCCCACUGCCAUCUCACUCCCGCCCCCACUCACUCCUAUGAGUUGAUUCGCUUGGUACGAGAGUUCGGCGGCAAGACCGAGUUGGGAAACGCACCUGUUGAUGGCGGAGCAAGAGCGGUCACCCAAGUUCCUGCAGGCACAGCAGCGGCAUACACACGAGUGAAGGAGUUCUACCUUCAGCGUGGAUUGUGUAACCGGAUGGCACUCUCUGAGGAACUCUCUUCCUUGAAGAUGAAGGAAGGGGAGGGAGUGGCUGCAUACUGGGCGCGUGCCGAGGACUUGAGGUCCAAGUACUUGGCUGCAGAAGGGAAAGAGGAGGUUGAGGAGUGGAUGAUGAGGGUACUCAAAGGACUACCUCCUCACUUUGAGAUGCUGAAGGUAGUGCUGAACAACCAAUCACCAUCGCUUACUAAGGAUCAGCUGCUUACCUCCUUGAGGAGCGAGGAGAUGCGGAUUGGUGUCGCACCAAGAUCGGAUGGUGUAGCCACUUUUGGAGCGGGUACGAAAGUGGGCAGCAGCGGCAGGGGAAAUUGGGACAAGGGAGGAAAGCAUGGAGGCAGCGGUAGCAGCAGUGACACCAACUCGGGCAGAUGGGGUCAAGGAAAAGGCAAAGCGGGAGUGCUUGAUUUCCCCUGGGGGUCCAAGGGCAUGGCUCCUCGGGGAUUGGGAGAUGGACGGGUGGUGAAAGCUGUUGGCAUGGGUGAGGUGCCAGUGGUUGGUGCUGGAGUGCGCACACCGUCACUGGGAGGAGCGGUGUAUGUCCUCAGUCUCAUUGACGAUUUCACCAGACGAGUUUGGUCGUUCCCACUCCCCAACAAGGAAUCGGCCACAGUCGCAAAAGUCCUUCGCCAAUGGCAUAAGGACGUGGAGUUGGAGUGUGGGCGGAAGCUGAAGGCUGUUCGCUCCGACAGGGGUGGCGAGUUCUUGGGGGACGCUGUGAAAGCAUGGAAAGCGGAGUUUGGCAUCAAAACCCAAUUGAGUGUCGCAGAUACACCGCAGCAGAAUGGGGUCGUGGAGAGGUGGCACAGGACGAUGGCAGAGGGGAUUCGCACAUUGUUGGUCGACAGUGGUCUCCCUGCUCGCUUGUGGGGUGAAGCAUUGAUGUGGGUCAUGUGGGUUAAGAACAGGGCCACCCACAGUGCUUUGCCUGCCUCCAUCACACCAAUGGAGGCGUGGUCCGGCCAAAAGCCGCAUGUAGGCAUGGCUCGGAUUUGGGGUUGCAUGGGGAGUGUCAUGCUGCAUGGGCAUGAGAAGGGUGGCAAGCUUGAUGCACGGGCUGUCAUGUGUGUCUGUGUUGGGGUGGACAUGGAGAGCAAGGGUUGGCGCAUGCUGGACCCUUCUCUCAUGCGCAUUCGCAUUGCUCGGGAUGUUGAUUUUCUUGAGAAUGUGAUGUGGAAGGAUUGGGACAAGGCAAAGGGAUUUGGGGAGCUUCUGCAGGAUGCAGCUGCGAUUUCCCAACUCCUCCCUCUUCCACUCUGGCCACCCUCAGCAACGGCUGACGACGUUGAGAUGCCACCUUCAUCACGGCCACCGGCACCGCUGAGUGUGUCGGUGCAGCAGCAGCCCACCCCUCUGCAGCAGCUUAGUGGCCCCUCGGUCAUUCAGCGGAGAUCCGCUACACAGGCUACUUCCUCUUCCUCCUCCUCUGGUCAGCGCUCUGUCCCUCUCUCUACGGGUGCCCCUCCGUCACCAGCGACUACCUCCCCACCACCGGUUACGGGUUUGCAGGUGCUUGGUAUCCAGUCUGGUACAGGUGGUGAGGAGGUCGGGGGGGAUGCUGGUGUGGUUGAGGGCAUGCUGUGUUUGGCCAAGGAGGUGGAAGGUGUUGCACUGGCAGGUGUGAGCACCGGUGAUGUCCCACGCACACUCGCUGAGGCCCUGCGUGGCCCUGAGGGCCCUGCGUGGAAGGCAGGCGCAGAGAAGGAGGUAAAUGCAAUGCGCACUAUGGGUUCCUGCGUGGCACCAACACGCAUUCACAUGCGCGCGCUGCACUGA